Messenger RNA from Liolophura sinensis, 4312 nucleotides. Its product is annotated as proprotein convertase subtilisin/kexin type 5-like. The coding region runs from base 104 to 1492 and encodes 462 amino acids. Lineage: Eukaryota; Metazoa; Mollusca; Polyplacophora; Chitonida; Chitonidae. The transcript is spliced from 15 exons. The record is from RefSeq and is a predicted model, not a curated record.
AGCAAAUGGCGUAUGACAAAAGUUUCCGUACUAAGUCUUGUUGGGUGUUUUGUGUUGACAUUAAGCUUUGAUAAGUUUCUAUUUUGUUGAAAAUGUCAAAAACAUGACAGAAACUCUGCGUAGACAGUCAACCACUGUCUUGUGGAACGUGCCAGUUUUGCUGGUAGUUCUUAUUAGCCAAGGGUGGUCUGAAGUAUAUCUGGAUGAGUUCACCCCUGUGCUGAACUGUUCUGAGGUCAUACAAAACUGUUUCCCAUGCCAGGCAGGACAGUAUGCAAAUAACACCGUGACAUGUUGUGGAUGCUGCAAUCGACAGCCAGGUUUUUGCUGUGAGGCCUCCUGCUGUAGUAAAUGUGAACCUGGAUACUACCAGAACACAACCGAAGCCUCGAGUUGUACCCCUUGUGAAGAGGGUACUUAUUCUGAAAAUGCUGGUGAGACAACAUGUUAUGACUGUUCACCUGGCUGGUUCAGCAAUCAGACAGGAGCUUCAUCCUGUGAAAAGUGUGAUGCAGGCACCCAUGCCCGAAAGCCCCGCUCCCUGACCUGUGAUGAAUGCUGCCAGGGGAAGUACCAGCCUCAGCAGGGACAACCAGACUGUCUCAGUUGUAAACCUGGAAGCUUUCAAAACCAGACCAGGCAAACCACCUGUGUCAGCUGUGCUAAAGGCACCUUCUGCAAUCUUGAAGGGUGCAGUACUUGUUUUCCUUGUGAAGCCGGUUUCUAUGCUAACAAGACUGGCCUCCUUGAGUGCUAUAGGUGUGACUAUGGGCAUUAUCAGAAUGAUACAGGCCAGCAGACAUGUCAUUUGUGUGAAGAGGGUACAUACUGCAAUAUUUCUGGGUGUGUGAAUUGUUCCAGCUGUCCCAAGGGGAACUACUCUGACUCCAAAGGCAACAAGUUCUGUAAAGCAUGUCAACUUGGCGAGUAUCAAGACAAAGAAGGUCAAACCAAUUGUCUCCCCUGCCCAGCAGGAUUUGAAACCAGAGCUCUUGGAGCCACAAAUUGUACUGGCUGUGAAAAGGGAUAUUUCAAACACAGCAUGUCAAAGGAAAUGUGUCAGCCGUGCUCUCCUGGUCACUUUAGUGAGCACAGAAAUGCCACAAAUUGCUCUGACUGUGCCCCCGGCACCUACAUCAACCAUAGUGGAGGGACAAGCUGUAAUCUGUGUACUGUGGGCAUGUUUUGUGGUGAACCGGCCUGUGAAGUCUGUGAGGUGUGUGCUGCAGGCGAGGAAGCUGUGAAGGAAGGCGCGGAAAACUGUACUUUGUGUGAACCAGGAAAAGCAAAAGCCAUUCCAGGUAGUGACCUGUGUGAGCAGUGUGCGGACGGAUCAUACCAGACGGACUUUGGCGCUAAGAAAUGUAUCCUCUGUCCACCUGGCUACUUCUGUCCAUGUGCAUCUUGUGACCCACAACCAUGCCCCAAGAACACAUUGUGCCCAGGGGGUAACAAGCAACUGACACAUGCAAUCAGCCGUUGUUCAGGAUAGAAGGGGAUAAGUGUGCGGCCUCAGAGGAGCUGCUAGCUAUCAUUGGAGGCUGUGCCACAGUGGUCAUCCUCUUUACGCUGUGUGUAGUAGGACAGUUUUAUAGAAAACGACGAAGGAGGUUAAUGGAUCAGGGAGAGCGGGAAGCCUUGACUCAGUCCACAGCCAGCAGAGGCACUGUCUACACAGGAUUAUAACAGCCAUCCUUUCUGACUCAAGCCUUGACCCAGUCCACAGCCAGCAGAGUCACUCUCUACACAGGAUUAUAACAGCCAUCCUUUCUGACUCAAGCCUUAACUCAGUCCACAGCUAGCAGAGGCACUGUGUAUAUGGUAUUUUAACACAAUCCCUGACUCAAUUCCAGUAAAAAUACUCAUGUAUUUCUAUGCUGUGAUCACUCAUAAUCAUGUAGUAGGUACAUGGUGUAUAAUGAUUUGAACUUCUACAAGUCUAUGUGCAACACUUCAUGGUAUACAAUUUUUUUGGACAUUUUAACUUGAUAUUUCAUCUCACUAUAACCCUUUCAUGGUGCUUUGUUUUUUUUGUAUGGUUUUUGCCUUAUUUAUUCUACCGCAGCAAAUCAGAUUUCUUAACCAGAACAAAGCAGAUUUACAUAAAUAUAUUAUCAUGGAAACAUAUUGAUAGCAUAAUGUACAUAUUCUAUGAACACUUAAUUCCAUGUAGCGGUUCUACUGAGAAAGAGUUGUAAUGUUGUCCAUUGAUUCUGUCAAUGGGAAUAGCAAUACAUACAUAUAGGCCUGUAUAAAUAUGGCCAGAAAGCUGUACUGAGAAUAUAUUUACACCUAUAUGUCUAGUCUUAGGCACUGGAGAUACCCGGUAAUAGAUUAAGUCGACUAGCUUGUUGAUGAAAGACUGAAUUGUGUCACACUGUGUGUGUUGGUGCUAAGAUGUUGAGAUUAUUGGCCAGUCAAGUGCCAAAGCAUCAUUUAUAGGAACAGCAGACAUCACCUGUGAUGUCACACUCUAAUCAAGUCCCGUGUCAACAUACACUACACAAUACUAAUCUGCUGACAGAGAGAGGAUGCAUGUAGUAACAACCACUUGUAGGUGAAUAGCUACUGACCAUGUAAUCCCGAUUUUCCUGUAGGUCUGGUUAAAGACCCAUGCCAUUGGAUUAGAUUGUGUGGCAACUCCUAUACUACAUGUAUGUAAAUGAAAAUAUGUUAAUGCUGACUAUAAUUUGUAUAUUUGUACAUAUAUUUUAUAAGCAACUGUAGGUAGGAUAUUUUUCAAUGUGAGAUUUCUGUGAUAAUUGUGUAAAUAUAAAAUUUGUAAUAAGCUUUUGAUAAUUGGUAGUAAUUUUCCAUAAUGUGAUUUCCUGAUGUGUUUCUUAUGAAGGCAGGCCAAUGAAGGCAGUCAUGAGAGAGAUCGUUGAUGGUUUCGUAUAUAGAUGUAUGUGAUGAAUGGAGGCUGUGUUUGUGUAAAUGUCUGUGAUAGGACCUUUAGUGGGAUAUUGCUGAUCAUGUUCUUGUGACAGGUGUUCUGGUGUUAAUGCCUGCUCACACCUGAUGUGAUGGAUGGAGGCUGUGUUUGUGUAAAUGUCUGUGAUAGGACGUUUAGUGGGAUAUUGCUGAUCAUGUUCUUGUGACAGGUGUUCUGGUGUUAACACAAUGCCUGCUCACACCUGAUGUGAUGGAUGGAGGCUGUGUUUGUGUAAAUGUCUGUGAUAGGACCUUUAGUGGGAUAUUUGCUGAUCAGGUUCUUGUGACAGGUGUUCUGGUGUUAACUCAUUGCCUGCUCACAACUGAUGUAUGAAGUUUUCUGGAGAAUCCUGUCUAGGUGGUCUUACAUAUUCAUGUGGCUUAGCACCUCUUGAUACUUGUAUUACCCCAUAUCCAUGCGGCUUAGCAUCACUUGAUACUUGUAUUGCCCCAUGUCCAUGUGGCUUAGCACCACUUGAUACUUGUAUUACCCCAUGUCUAUGUGACUUAGCACCACUUGAUACUUGUAUUACCCCAUGUCUAUGUGGCUUAGCACCACUUGAUACUUGUAUUACCCCAUGUCUAUGUGGCUUAGCACCACUUGUAUUACCCCAUGUCCAUGUGGCUUAGCACCACUUGAUACUUGUUACCCUAUGUUUUAUACCUCAUGUACAUGUAUGUCAGGGUUAGUGGAUUUUGGGUGGUCCAGUUUGUCAGUGUUGUUCAGACUUGUUCCUCAGAUGCUUGGUUAAAAACAUGGUUAAAAUCGGAAUGCUUUAUUUGUCUGCUUCAGUAUCUCACAGCUUCUUUAGAGACGCCCAGCAGUAUACUGAUCAGAAUGGUUGUAAGCAUGUACUAAGUGUGUGACGUGUUCAUACAUGGACUAAAGCGGUCUCGUCCUAGAUUUACUGCCCUUGAUAAUGAGAUAUAGGGCAGCAGAAUACAAUAUGUUCUUGUACAGUUAUAUACAUAUUUUUUAUUUACAUAUAACAGACAUAUUUUUUAAUACACCAGUUGUAAGGAUAGCUUUAAUCUUCAGUUAAUCAAUGUGGUCUCAUUUCAUAUCAUUACAGGUGUAAAUAUUGCUCCUUGAAAUCUAAAUUGACUGUGCAGAUACUCAGCUGGGGAAAGAUCACCCACUGACCCCAAACAAUUUAUUAUUCAAUUAUACUUUUAUUAUAAAACAAUGUGUAAAGACAAACAAUAAACAGACAUCUGUGACAACACAGUAAAAAUGAAUGUUCAACGAUUGUAGCUUUCUUUACUGUAGCAUACUCUGUAUUCAGAAUCUUCAGAGGAACCAUUCAGAGAAUGUAUACAUGUUUCAUUAAAAUGUAACAAAUGAUAUUUGAUAGAAUAGAACAAAUUUAUAUUACAUGUA